UAUCCACGUCCUGUUACACCAGCAACAAAGGUAGUAGGUCCAAUCCUUCCUAAGCCAGCCAAAGCAUUACCAAUUCACUUGCAAGAAUUUGUUUCAGCAAAUCCAAACGGAACGAUAGUGAUGUCAUUUGGCUCUGUGGUUACCGGUUUAAAGUACAUAACUGACGUCCAAAUGCUAUUUAAAUCUCUUGGUCGUCUACCAUAUAAUGUAAUAUGCAAAUAUUCAGAAAAGCAUAAAUAUUCUAUCCCAAAGAAUGUCAUGACAUUUAAUUGGCUACCUCAAAAUGAUCUUUUAGGCCAUCCCAACAUUAAAGGGUUUGUUACACAUUGUGGCAUGAAUAGCAUUCUGGAAGCUGCUUAUCAUGGUAUACCUAUGGUGGGUAUUCCGAUAUUUGGAGAUCAAAUUGUUAAUGCCCAAAAGAUAUUAUAUAGGAAUAUUGGAGUAGUUUUGGAUAUUAAUGAAAUCAAUAGCGAUGACUUGUAUUUUGGUAUUAUGAAUGCCACUACUGAUCAAUGGAUACUUGGAAAUGCAUCUAUAGUCUCAAAAUUAAUUAAAAAUCGUCCUAAUGGAAGAACACCGGUCGAAGAAGCUGCUGAUUGGAUUGAAUUUGCCUUGAAUAGUAAAGGGGGACACUAUUUGCGAUCGGAAGAAUAUAACUUGCCAUGGUAUCAACUUUAUUUAUUCGAUAUUUUUGCAAUUUUAUGUAUGAUGAUAAUUAUCACGAUUAUA
Molecule: messenger RNA, 729 nt
Organism: Trichoplax adhaerens
Lineage: Eukaryota; Metazoa; Placozoa; Uniplacotomia; Trichoplacea; Trichoplacidae
Exons: 1
Molecular function (GO): UDP-glycosyltransferase activity
Source: RefSeq, a predicted model, not a curated record